Molecule: messenger RNA, 2238 nt
Organism: Nannospalax galili (Upper Galilee mountains blind mole rat)
Lineage: Eukaryota; Metazoa; Chordata; Mammalia; Rodentia; Spalacidae
Gene: CUNH1orf167
Product: chromosome unknown C1orf167 homolog
Source: RefSeq, a predicted model, not a curated record
AUGUCUCUCCUACUUGUAGAGCAUCGGAGGCCCUGGAAGAGUCUGGGCGUUGGAGGGAGCCAGUGGGUGCCUGUGUGCCAGGCCACCACCCUCUCCCCAAGAGCAUCACCACGCCAGGAACCUCAUCAAGUCCAGAGCAACCUGGCCAGCCCAAGUUCCCGCCUGGCCCUGAAAGACACCACUGGCCGGCUAGUUGGUUCAGGGCUCCGGCAGCAAAGUAACGUAGUUUCGAUGGGGAGGCCCCAACGAAAGGCUUGAGAGCCCACUGUACAGCAGAAUAACCUGUGCUUCCAAGGGACCAGCAGGCCCCAUCUGCGGAACAGCAGAGGGCCACGGACUCACCUGUCCCCUAGCCGGAAGCAGACACCCCUGGCUGCAGAUACCCUGAGCUCAGAUUUGAGGCUGUCUGGGCUGGCACCUCUUGAUGGAUGUACAUGGCUGGGCCCCAGGUCCCAGUGUGGCCUGGGAGGCUGGGCACCCAGACUUGUUGGGGAGCCCCUCACCUUAGAGGACCUGGCUGAUUCUGCCCACAGCCAGCCUCUGGCCCCAUCCCUGUCCGAUGCUGUCCACUGGCUACUGGCCUCCAUGCUACACCAGGAACAUGAGACAGCCGGUCUUGGAAGUCAGACAUUCUGGGAGGCCCCAGGCCCUGCACAGUGGGGCUCCUGCAUUGACAGUAGCUGGGCACCCUCUGAGCAACCCCAGCCCGGCCAGCCUAUUCUCCACAACUGGGAUGAGCAAAAGAGAACCCUGGGCCACAGGGAAAGUGCAAGUCUUCUGGAGACCCUAGAGAUCCAGGCUGGACUCUCAGAGUCCCCAGCACACAAGCCUCUGCUACCCCAGGUCACUCUAGGGACAUUGGAUGACUGUUUCCCUGACUUAGAGCAAGAGGACCUUUCUGUUUGGUCCCUAAGGGCAAAGGAGAGCUGGAAGCUGCUGUCGAGAUGUUUCAGAGCCUGGAAGCACUUGUCACAGAGGCAGCAAGCAGCUCAGAGCAGAAGGCAGCUGCCGUGUCAGGGCCUCAGAGCCUGGGCCCUGUGGCUGUGGGAGGCCCAGCUGAAGGUGGCAUCAGGGAAACAUGCAAAGGCCCUGCUGGCCUGGAGCUUCAGAGAGUGGGAGCACCGAGCUCUGCAACAGAAACUGGGGUUGUCCCACCCCGAGACUGCAUCAGCCUUCCUGGCUUCAGGGGGAGGCCCAUCCUUAGGAAGAAAAGUGGCCGUGGACCCCACCUGGAGACACAGGACUUACUCUUUCCUAGGGAACAAGGUCCUCCACCGUUCAGUUCUGAGAACUGCCACCACCCACAACCUGGGGGAGAGAGUGACACAGGCCCAGUGGCUACCCCAGAAGCCACACCAGGGCUCCAUGUGGAAAGCCUGCUGGAAGUUGGUCCUGCACCGGGCCCUGUUGCUCUGGAGGACCUUUUUCUUUCAGGGCAUGCAGAAGCGUGCUCUGCGCUGCAUUCUGAGCUGGUGGCAUUUGAGGGGACAGUGCCUUCUGCUCUGGCAUGUGCAGGCCCUGAAGUUCCUGGUGGCAGCGAGGUGGUGGCAGCAGUAUACCCUCCAGAGGCGUAUCCUUCUCAGCUGGAACCACUGGACCACAGCUCAAGGGGCCCAGAGAGAGCUAGCUGCAGCUGGGCAUCAGAGCUGCAGAGCUGUGAUGGGCCUGUGGCGGCAGCAGCUGGCAAAGUGGCAGGCAGUGGAGCAGUGGCUCCAUGAGCCAGAGACUAGGCAGCAGUUCCUGCAUGAACAGUACCAGAGGUGGGGGCAAGUCCACCUCCAGGUCCGGUGGAGGACGGUGUUCCGGUGCUGGCAGCAAGCGCUAGUUCAGCGGAGAUGCCUUCGGAGUUAUUUCCAGGCCUGGUGUCAGCUAGUGAGGGCACAACAUCGAGCCUUCCAGGAAGGCCUGAGGAGAACAGGUCCCAGAGGCCACAUCUGGCAAGUAGGGUGUCACCCUGUGCCAGCAGGCCGGGCCCCAGAGCCUCCUGAGGAGUCACUGUUGAGACCGAGGCUGGAGCCACCAACCCCAGUCCAGGGAGCUGACUUCAGGCUGGCCAGCAGAGGGUGCGUCCUGCUGCUGCUGGACAGCACAGCCCUUCGGAUGCAGGUGAGACUCACAGCUGCUGAACACUGGUCACAGAGACUGCUGCCCAACCUGGUAUGGCAGCACAGCUACAGUGAACAGAGGACCAAGUCCUGGGCUCUGAGUAAGGAGCUGGAUCCCCUGGGCAGUCCCUAG